AUGUCAUACAACUACUGCGGAUUUGUGAAAAGUGUUGAUACUAUUGAAGGCUUUCAUACAUUGCGGAUUGUUGGAGCGAUGUGGAGAAAGAAAAAGACUACAUGCGGCUUUCCUGGAUGCAGAACUUACGACAUGAUUGUUGGAGCGAUGUGGAGAAAGAAAAAGACUACAGGCGGCUUUCCUGGAUGCAGAUCUUACGACAAGGUGCACUAUAACGUCAUAUGGUGGACACUGCAAAAGCACAUAAUUCCAGAAGUAUUUAUCCAAUUUAUAGAGGAGUCAGUGCUCUCUCCCCUGCCCUUCAUCGCAUUAUGGAAAAGGUCUCAGCGAUGGCCUCCAGGAAAAAUGGAAGAACCAAGCAAGUUUACAGGGAUUGAAGUUCAACACAAUGAAGACAUAUGGAAAUGGAAGGUUACACAUCAGAAAGUAUACAUCGAUAAUGAGCCAAUCAAGAAGACGAGUAUGAUCAAGUACCUAGGAGCUCGCAUGCCUUACGAAGGAGAAUUCAGGAUGAGAUGUAGAUCAGGACAAACACAGCCUGGAUGA
This is a messenger RNA of Strongylus vulgaris, 546 nucleotides long. NCBI's taxonomy places the organism in Eukaryota, Metazoa, Nematoda, Chromadorea, Rhabditida, Strongylidae. The record is from the annotation of a GenBank genome assembly.